AUGCUAGACCGCAGAGAUAACAUCGCACCAUGCCAUACCAAUACUUGCCGGUGGAUUCUAGACCUUCAUGAUUUCAAAAACUGGAAAAUCCAGUCUCGAGGCUUGCUCUGGAUUAAAGGCAAACCCGGUGCAGGCAAAUCAACCUUGAUGGCAUUCCUUUACGGUCAACUCAGUGAAGAGCGAGAGUUGAAACGGCGACCAGGCAGGGCUGGGGGCGUACGGCUCGACUUUUUCUUCAGCGCCCGAGGCACUGAGCUACAACACACACCACUCGGAAUGCUCCGAUCACUGCUCAAUCAAUUAUACGACUUCGAUGAGACCGUGCGCCCUCCAAUCCGCAAGAUUUUUGAAGAUCGAUGCAGGCAGUAUGGGUAUGGCGAAAACCACUGGCAAUGGACGCAGGUCAAGCUGGAAGAGCUUCUGGCAGAUGCCAUUCUAGAAUCUGCUGAACGACGGGAAGUGAUGGUCUUUGUCGAUGCUCUCGAUGAGGCAGGAGCUGAAUUUGCCCAGCAUGUGGCAUCAUAUUUUCACCGACUUAUUAGUCGCGCAGAAAAGAUGGAAGCAGCCCUGAAGAUAUGCAUCUCAUGUCGACAUUAUCCCAUCGCGGAGGAUGGCCAGGCUGUUAAUAUCAUUGUUGAAGCCCACAACCGUGAUGACAUCGCAAGUUACGUCGAAAACGCCUUCGUUGGAAUAUCCGCUGAGGAAAACCAGGAAGAUCUGAAAAAUCUAACGAAGCACUUGAUCCAUCAAGCUGAUGGGGUUUUUCAAUGGAUACACCUGCUCGUGCCUUCUAUCAAGCGAAGAAUCGCUGAACGUGAAUCUUUUGAUGAAAUUCAUUCCUGGCUGCGUGAGGUCCCGGCCGGUCUCAAAGAAGUUUAUGUUUACAUUAUCAAUCAUGUCAUUAUGGAGCACAAUCGGAAGCAGUCACUCCUACUGUUUCAAUGGGUGUGUCUAGCUGAGCGACCGCUGACUGUGACACAAACGCGGUUUGCGCUGGCCACUGAGAAUAUUCAGAUAUCAUUAUCCCAGACAUCGGUGCCCCAGGUAUCAACUUAUCCUCGUUCAUUGGAGAAUACUCGCCAUUUUGUCGACAAUGAUGACCACACGAAGAUAAGAAUCAAGGCUCUCUCUGGUGGACUAGCUGAAGUAGUAUCAACAGAAAGAGGCGUCGAGGUUGUACAGGUAGUGCACCAGUCCGUCAAUGAUUUCCUCUGCGAAAGGGGAUUCGAACUUUUAUCGAGUCAUGUUACUGCCAACGCAUCAUCUCUCGAUGGUGGAAGAAUUCUCCCACAAUGCCAGGCAGUUCUCUAUCGGUUAUGUUUGAUCUCUGUGGCGACCUUUGCUCAACUCUGGGAAACCAUGAAAGAUUCCGUCGGACAACCUGGAGUUAUUGCGUCAGAUGCUGUGCAAUAUGACACAUGGCUCUGUUAUGCCACGACUUGUCUCUUUGGACACGCAAAGAAGGCUGCUGGGUCUCGAAUCGGUAUCUUGAAGAAUGAGCUGUAUCUUUUACAGUCAAUGACGGAGCCUUGGGUCCAGCUUCAAAUUCGCUGUCAUGGUGUGAAAUACAAUAUUGGUCACCCGCGAUUGGAAGGCGGCGCGGUUCUCUUGCAUGUCGCUGCAACUUAUGACCUGGUGGAUAUCAUAGAGACUCUUUUGGAAAGUACUGACCAGAUCGACGCAAGGGACUACUUGGGGAACACAGCGCUCCAUCUAGCCGCGCAGCAAGGCCAUAUAAGAGCAAGCAAGAUUCUUUGCGAGAAGGGCGCAAGUUGCGAGGCACAAAAUGAUUAUGGCAUGACAGCAUUGUUUGGAGCGGCUCGUCAUGGAAACCUGGAACUUUUUCGGUGGCUACUACACAAAGGAGCCAUCACUGGCAUAGACGAUGACAGGGAUGGCGCAUUGCGGGCUGCUGCGAGGGAAGGACAUACUGAGGUGGUGCAAAUUCUACUUGAUGCCAAAAUCGAUGUCAAUGCCCAGGACAGAGAAUACGGAAAUUCCCUACAAGCUGCUGCUCGCGGAAGGAAUGUGGAGGUUGUUAAAAUGCUACUUGAUGCCCAUGCCGAUGUCAAUGCUGAGGCUGGAGAAUACGGAAAGGCCCUACAAGCUGCUGCUUGCGGAGGGAAUGUUGAGGUGGUGAACAUGCUACUUGAUGCCCACGUCGAGAUCAAUUGUGAGGCCGGAGAAUGCGGAAAGGUCCUAGAAGCCGCCGCGUGGAGCGGAAAUAUUGAGGUGGUGCGUAUAUUGCUUGAUUUCUAUGCCGGUGUCGAUUCUAAGGCCAGGGAAUACCGAAAAGCCCUGGAAAUCGCUGUUCAGGGAAAGCAAAGCGAGAUUGUACGGCUACUCCUUGAUUUCCAUGCCACUUUUGAUGCCCAGGGCAGAGAAUAUGGAAACUCUCUACAGUUGGCAGUGUCUAUAGGGUUUUCUGAAGGGGUACAGAUGCUACUCGAUGCUCAUGCCGAUGUCAAUUCCCAGGGCAGAGAAUUUGGAAACCCAUUGCAAGCUGCCGCUCGCGAAGGGGAAGUAGCGAUGGUACAGAUGCUGCUUGAUGCCUAUGCUGAUGUGAAUGCCGAGGGCGGAGAGUAUGGAAAGGCUCUACAAGCUGCGGCGUACAACGGCGAUAUUGAGGUGAUGCAGAUGUUACUUGAUAACCAUGCUGAUGUCAAUGCCGAAAGUGGAAAGUAUGGCAAUGCCCUCCAAGCUGCCGUCCACAAUGGGCAUAUUGAAGUGGUGCAAAUGCUCCUUCAUGCCCAUGCUGAUGUUAACGCUCAGGGUGGUCAGUAUGGCAAUGCCCUCCAAGCUGCCGUGUACAAUGGACAUAUUGAGAUAGUGCGGACGCUUCUGAAUGCUCGUGCUAAUGUUAAUGCUCAGGGUGGUCGCUAUGACAAUGCCCUCCAAGCUGCCGUGUGCAAGGGGCACGUUGAAGUGGUGCGAAUGCUCCUUGAUGCCCAUGCUAAUGUUAGUGCUCUGGGUGCUCAGUAUGGAAAUGCCCUCCAAGCAGCCACCCUCGAAGGGCAAACUGAUAUAAUGUGCGUCCUACUUGAUGCUCGUGGUGAUGUCAAUUUCCACGGAGGCAAGUAUCAAUCGUCUGUUAAGGCUGCACAUUCUAGGGACUAUCCUGAUGGUGUUCGAUUCUCUCUUGAUUCAGAGGUAUAUUUACCACCUUUGGAUGGGCUGGACCAAAAUCCGCUUCAUAUUGCAGUUUCACGCCCUCCAGCCCUGUCAAGACUAACGAGUAUAAUCUCUCACUGCCCCUACCUGACGUUGGCCCUUGACCAACGGGACAAGCUUUUGCGAAAUCCUCUCCAUACAUCCAUUUACAAAGGGCUCGGAAUAUCAUCUGCAAUUAAACUCCUCGAGCUUGGCUCUGAUCCUUCUAUUUUGGAUGGCUAUGGGAGAAAUAUAGUGGAUUGGGUACAAGGGAACAGAUAUUUGAUGGCUCAAAUUCGACCGCAUUGCCCUCAGACCCUCCCAACAUGCCAGGAAACUCAGUACCUCACAACCCGUCAAUCGGUCCUUCUCUUUGCGAAGAAUAUUCUCCGUUCUCUGCCAGACUUUCAAUUGCCUCUCGUGCAACAACUAGGACACUUUCUCCUACAUCUUAAUGAUGAAGACAGAGCGACGUAUCUCUUCCAACUACAUCUGUCGCCAGAGACUCAGAUUUUCAGAAUCGAAUGCUUCAUAUGUGACGAGUGGAUAUAUGGUCUCAUUUUUGUUUGUCGACAGUGCCCAAAUGUCGUUCUCUGCUGGCGGUGCAUCCGUUGUCAACCUCCGGGGCUACUGCACACAUACUUUCACGAAAAAUUCGAAAUAUCAGCACUGCGUGAUAAGGAGCAAUUUUUCAGAUCAAGCUCUGAUACACUGGGUCUCUUUUUGCAAGAUCUCAUCGAGGAAUUUUCUGCAAAAAGCGCCGACGAUCCCAAAAAAGGGUUCCUGGAUUACCCUUCACUGUCUGCGGCUCAAGAAGAGACUGCCUUUUCGCUACCGAAGACCACUUUUGGCCCAGCAAUUAUCGCUUGCACUAUUCUUGUUGUAAUUCUUGGCGUUUCAAUUGGAUGCUUCUAUUUUUAA
Molecule: messenger RNA, 4071 nt
Organism: Penicillium salamii
Lineage: Eukaryota; Fungi; Ascomycota; Eurotiomycetes; Eurotiales; Aspergillaceae
Source: the annotation of a GenBank genome assembly